AUGCGCUGGUACAGACAGAGUUUGCAGCCUGUCAAAGUUGUUCCUGCUACAGUUUUGCACAUGGACUCUAAAUACAAGUUAACUGAGGCUAAUUUGAAUCUCAGAUUCGAUCUGAACUUUAUAGACAACGUGCUGCAAUGCUAUGGUGCUCAGGCCGAGCCAGAUGCACGUCGUUAUCUACUGGAUUUAUCAUACACCAUGGCCAGGAAUCAAUUAGUCGAGGCGCGUCGCUUUGCCAAUCUGAACAACAAAACCUUUAUAGAUGUCAAGGACUUACGUAUUGCCAAAAUGGAGAAGACCGACGACUUCCAGUUCGGUCCACUGUUGCUGGCCAAACCCAUUGUGCAGCCGCUCUCCGCCCCCUCGGCCACCACGAGCCUCUUGCUGCCGCCGUGGCGCAACUGCCAGGUGGGCGCCAAUGCCGAGCUGAAGCAGGUGCUGGCCGAAACGGAGGGCAGCAGUCUGGCAGAGAAUGGCGCACCGCCCAGCAAAAUGGCACGCGUACGGUUGCCCAAUCAGCCCAAGAUGAUUUAGGAACUAUUUGUAGUU
Molecule: messenger RNA, 549 nt
Organism: Drosophila novamexicana
Lineage: Eukaryota; Metazoa; Arthropoda; Insecta; Diptera; Drosophilidae
Exons: 3
Coding region: 1-534 (177 amino acids)
Source: RefSeq, a predicted model, not a curated record